This is a messenger RNA of Closterium sp. NIES-65, 700 nucleotides long. Lineage: Eukaryota; Viridiplantae; Streptophyta; Zygnematophyceae; Desmidiales; Closteriaceae. The record is from the annotation of a GenBank genome assembly.
AGCCCCCUUCCCCACCUACUCCCCAUAUCAUCCGACAUCGCGACAGCCUAACCCCCUUCCCUACCUGCUCCCGAUCUCAUCCGACUUUGUGACAGCGUGUGAUCAUUGGUCGGCAGACGUCAAGGAGGCGGCAGCCAAUACGGGGUUCUACAUGGCUCGCAGCAACGACCGAGUGUUGCAAUUCUUCGACUACUGGAUCAAUUCACACACCCGCCUCUCUUCCCCUCUUCUUUUCCCACACCCGGUAUGCCUCUCUUCCCCUCUUCUUUUCCCACAUUCGGUAAGCCUCUCUUCCCUUCUUCUUUUCCCACACCCGGUAAGCCUCUCUUCCCUUCUUCUUUUCCCACACCCGGUAAGCCUCUCUUUCCCUCUUCUUUUCCCACACCCGGUAAGCCUCUCCUCGAGCUCCCACUCUUUCACACCGCACGGUAGAGGCAUACAGCCUCGUCCGUCGCGCUCUUCGCAUCACUCCCUCCGUUCUCUUUCAACAUGCGAUCCCUCUUCUUCCCAAUCGAGUCACUCUCUGCACCGCUUACUGCACCGCUCGCUGCACGACUGCGUCAUCUGCUUUUUCUUUCUGCUCGCACUGAACAUUGUUUUCCUCCAUGUUGCCAAAGCCAUUUUUUACAUCCUUGGGGGCUUUAGCACAUAUCAAUCAAGAUUGGCCGACGGUGUUGUUUUCUCCCAAUUUGCAAGAUGA